AUGAUUCUUGCCUACUUCUGUUCUUCAGUAGAGGUUAAUCUCAACUUCUCUAAACACCAUCGUCAAACCUGUACCCGCCUACUUGCCAACCUUGCUGCCCGCCUCAACAACAACGACACGCCCCUCCAGGCCGCGUAUACACUCGCCUGCAUGGAGUAUGACCGUCACGCUACCCUAGGCCCACAAUUUGACCCCGCAAACCUUACAAAGCAUAUGUUGCGCUUCGCCUGGCACUUUAAACAGCAUCCUGAACACUUCAUCGUCCUUGGUCCGAAGCGCACGGAUGCCUUCAAGGUCAACACAACUCAAUACCUGGCUCAAGUCCGCAACAGUCCCCACUGGGAUAAAACUAGGCUGGAUACACAGGCGCUCUUCGACUUCUCCUUCAAGGGUGCAGCCGCUGAUGAACCGUCUGCAUCGGUAUCUAGCCUUUCGGAGCUUCCCACCUUCUACUACGAGUCCUCGCGCAUACAUGAGCACUGUAGAGGCAACGCUCUACUACAAGGUCUCGUGGCUGCUAUGCCUGGUGUCCGCAACAUCGGUUCGCAUGUGGAAGUAUUCGACAUUGGCGAUUUGAGCGACUUCAAAGUCAUGAACUUAGAGGAGCCGGAUCAAUCAUACGAGGACGAGGUUGACGAGAUGACGGCCAGGGAUGAUGAUGCCAUGGAGGUUGACGAGGAUCUUUGUAUCAUUGAUGGCGCUGAUCUGAACCUGUGGAUCAGCAAACGUGAUGGACCAGACCUGUAG
Alternaria burnsii is the source of this 747-nucleotide messenger RNA. RefSeq lists its product as uncharacterized. The transcript is spliced from 2 exons. The record is from RefSeq and is a predicted model, not a curated record. NCBI's taxonomy places the organism in Eukaryota, Fungi, Ascomycota, Dothideomycetes, Pleosporales, Pleosporaceae. Bases 1 to 747 code for a protein of 248 amino acids.